Messenger RNA from Hydra vulgaris (swiftwater hydra), 1756 nucleotides. RefSeq lists its product as uncharacterized. The record is from RefSeq and is a predicted model, not a curated record. Gene Ontology annotation, molecular function: oxidoreductase activity. NCBI's taxonomy places the organism in Eukaryota, Metazoa, Cnidaria, Hydrozoa, Anthoathecata, Hydridae.
AUUUAACAAGAAGAAAUGUGUUUGUACAAGCACAUCGUGUUGCUAAUUAUUUUAGGCAUAACAAUUUCUGCCGAAGCAAUAAAUGGUCGACAAAAUGUGAUCUUAAUAAGUGACGUCAACCCUAAAAUUUCCAAGAUCGGUAGAAAAGUUCUUUCUGAGAUAAUUUACAAAUUACCUUUGGACCGUUUUCGAAUUAGUGCUUACAGUACAAAUGGAUACUCUCAACAAUUAUAUGAGUUUAGUUCUAGAAGUUGCUUGCUACAUAAGUUAUCUGUCUCCAAAACUAGAAAAAGACCAUUAAAUGAAACUUUCACAGAAAGCUUGGAAGAAAUUAUAGACUUUAAAAAUGAAUCUAGUAUUAUUGUAGUUGUUACUGAUAAAAAACUGACCACAUUAGAAAUUGAGCUUUUUACAAAUAUCCCUGCAAUGCUAGACAACCCGACCAAUGUUUAUGUUUUGCAAAUCGGAGACAAUAACAAAGAUUUUCAAAUUAAUGAUGUACAUUUUAUUCACGAAAAAUCCGUUGAUAAUAUUAUUUCUCGUCUACCAUUUUUGGAAGCAAAGCGUCAGAUAUGUGUAAUGAAUGUUAAUAACAAACCUUUAUUUGACGAAUGUCAGCGUCUUUGCGAUUGCAUCAAUGGCAGAUUAGUGAAUUGCAAACGUGUGCGUCGAGAGUUUUCUUCUAUGUCGUUGGACGAUAGACUUUUAUAUAUAAAUACCCUAAAAGAAUUUUCUACAAAUCCAAAGUAUGUUAAGUUAUACGAGGAGUAUAUUGACUACCACCAAAAAUUUUUUUGGUCGGGGCUUCAUGGUGCUGCACAAUUUUUUCCUUGGCACAGAAGUUACAUGUUAGUUUUUGAAAACUUUCUUCGAACUAUUGAUUGUCGUGUAACAAUUCCUGUUUGGAACUGGGCUUUAUUUUCAAAAGUGGUUUGGAAAACUACACCGAGUUAUCAUAUGUGGGACAAUCAUGGAGGCUUCGGAGGAAAUGGUGAAAAAACCGAAGCUUACUGUGUUAAAGAAGGAACAUUUGGUAGAAACAGUUGGAAUACGUCGCGUCGAGACGAUUGGAUAGGUGUUGGGAGAGAUACUUGUGUUGGGUUACAACAAAGUCCUGAAACAAAAGAUUGCAUUGAAACAACUUUUAAUCCAAAAUUCAGCAGAUGUCUGCGAAGGAGAUUCAAUAGAAGUGUUCCUUCCUAUAGUUUAGUUUUAGAGGUCAUAAAUAAUUUUGGCAUUGAAGAAUUUAAAAGGUUUGAAUCAAUUGUUCGUGACGAUUGGCAUAAUCAAUUACACAACAGUGUUGGCGGUCACAUGUUAACCACAUAUGCAUCAUAUUCACCUGAGUUUUGGUCCCACCAUGCAAUGCUAGAUGCGAUUUGGUAUGAAUGGCAAAUUAAAUGUAAAAAAUGCAUUCGUCAAGGAUUUUCUGGAACUAAAGAGCGUCUUAUAGGAUUUAACCCUGUUCGAUAUAGACACGAAUACGUUGAUCCUUUGAAUCUUGACAGCUGUGGAAUAAAAGUAAUUUAUGACCAAAUUUUUACGCGUACUUCAUUAGAGAAACCUCUAGAAAAAGAAACAGAAGUAAAAGAAACGUUAGCAGAUAAAAAUGAAAAUGAAAACGACCAAAAUGAUUUGUUUGAUGAUGAAGAAAAAGUUGGCAAAUGGUUUAAAGAGACGGCCCCAGUAGAAGACAGCAACAGUAACUUUUAAAAAAAAAAACAGUAUUUUUUAUUAAAUUAAUUUUAACCACGAA